AUGUGCGUCCUCUCCACCCCAGGAUGCCGCUUACCGGGGACAAUACACCUGUUCCGCAAAUCACAGAGAUCGUUGGUUGGAAAGUUAACACAUGAAUUUAGGUUGGUUGCAGCAGAUAGGAGGUCCUGGAAGAUCUUGCUGUUUGGUGCUAUAAAUUUAAUAUGUAUUGGAUUCCUGCUAAUGUGGUGCAGCUCUACGAACAGCAUAGCUUUAACUGCUUACACAUAUUUGACAAUUUUUGACCUUUUCAGUUUGAUAACAUGUCUAAUAAGCUACUGGGUAAUGAUGAAGAAACCCAGCCCAGUCUAUUCAUUUGGGUUUGAAAGGUUUGAAGUUCUAGCCGUAUUUGCAUCUACAGUUCUGGCACAGCUUGGUGCUCUUUUUAUACUGAAGGAAAGUGCGGAGCGGUUUCUGGAACAACCUGAGAUACACACAGGGCGACUGCUGGUUGGUACUUUUGUGGCUCUCUUUUUCAACUUAUUUACAAUGCUUUCCAUAAGGAAUAAGCCUUUUGCUUAUGUCUCUGAAGCUGCCAGCACAAGUUGGCUUCAGGAGCAUGUUGCAGAUCUUAGUAGGAGUAUUUGUGGAAUCAUCCCAGGAUUGAGUAGCAUCUUUCUGCCAAGAAUGAACCCUUUUGUCUUGAUUGAUAUUGCUGGAGCUCUAGCUCUUUGCAUUACAUAUAUGCUCAUUGAAAUCAACAAUUAUUUCGCUGUAGACACAGCCUCUGCUAUAGCAAUUGCUUUGAUGACAUUUGGUACCAUGUAUCCCAUGAGUGUCUACAGUGGAAAAGUACUGCUCCAGACAACCCCACCUCAUGUGAUUGGCCAGUUAGAUAAACUUCUUAGAGAGGUUUCGACUUUGGAUGGUGUCUUGGAAGUUCGAAAUGAGCAUUUCUGGACAUUAGGUUUUGGCACUUUGGCUGGAUCAGUACACGUCCGAAUUCGGAGGGAUGCAAAUGAACAGAUGGUACUUGCCCAUGUCACUAACAGAUUGUACACAUUGGUCUCUACCUUGACUGUUCAGAUUUUCAAAGAUGACUGGAUCAGACCUACCUUAUCAUCUGUGCCUAUUGCAAACAACAUUCUGAACCUUUCGGAUCAUCAUAUUAUUCCAAUGCCAUCUUUGAAAGCUGCUGAUAGUUUGAACCCUGUUACAUCCACUCCAGCUAAGCCCAGCAGCCCACCGCCAGAAUUUUCUUUCAAUACACCAGGCAAAAACGUGAAUCCAGUCAUCCUUUUGAACACUCAGACGAGGCCCUACGGAUUGGGAUUUAAUCACGGAUCCGUACCCUACAGCAGUGUGCUCAGUCAAGGAUCGGGAGUACCGGGAACGGGAGCAACUCAAGGAUUCAGAACUGGUUUUACAAAUGUCCCAAGCAGAUACGGAACAAAUGCUCGUGGGCAACCCCGACCAUAAUAAACACCGUUAUUUAUUGUACUUAAGGGUAUUGACUUAAUUCUUUUAUUACCCAAUUUUUAUGAACAUUUGGAAUGUCAGAUCAUUCUGAAUGCCUGGGAACAAGUGCAUUGUUCAUACUCAUGAAAUGGUUAAACUGCAGGAUUUUUCUUUGCAUCAGCAGUAGCCUGUCUGUAAUGCCACAAAUAUUUUCCAGACUUACGAUACUUCACAGGUAGUUUUUAUAGUGUCUAUUUCUAUUCAGCUUUUUAUUCACUUUUCUUUAUUUCCCAAGAAUGUAUUGAGAUAUAGCACAACUCUGUGAGAGUAAAAUUGUGACCAGGUAGUAUUUUGUUUCUAAUGAGAAGUGUUUACUGAACGGUGAAUAGCCGAGAGAAUAGGAAAUUGCAGAAAUACAAGUCCCUGUUUUUAGAGAUGUUUCAUUUGCGGUAUUAAGCCAUCUUUUGGCAAAGUCACAAUUAGUUUUUGGUUGCAAAAAUCCAUCAGUAUUCAUACUGUGGCCAUUGUAAAGACAAUCUGGCAUUUCAGAUUCUAAUUAAUUUUGUGAGACAAUGUUUUUACAUUUUUAUUGAUACUUUUAUAGAAAUUCAAAUGGUUCAGCAACCAUUUCCCAGUUGUAAGUAUUCCGUAUUCAUCUCUGAUAUUUCUUCCUUUUCGGUUUAACUGCAAAAUUGUUUAGCAAUAUAAGGGGAAAUAAAAUAUUUCAAACU
Messenger RNA from Opisthocomus hoazin, 2126 nucleotides. RefSeq names its product solute carrier family 30 member 6 (gene SLC30A6). NCBI's taxonomy places the organism in Eukaryota, Metazoa, Chordata, Aves, Opisthocomiformes, Opisthocomidae. Gene Ontology annotation, molecular function: monoatomic cation transmembrane transporter activity. Gene Ontology annotation, biological process: zinc ion transport; transmembrane transport. Gene Ontology annotation, cellular component: Golgi apparatus; membrane. The record is from RefSeq and is a predicted model, not a curated record.